AUGGCUGAUUCACGGUCAAGCACCAUUUCGUACACAGAGGACUCCGAAUCCGAGUCUUAUGUUAACUUCAAGAAAUCACUAACAAGCAACGCAGCAACUCCAUUUGACGACAAGGAAGUUUUUGAAACGUAUGCGAUGGAAGGAUGGGGGAAUGAUUCGUCUGAAACAAACAUCGGUCUUUUUUUUGAUUUAGAGGACGAACCAAAUCUACCCGAUGAUAUUUCCCACGACACAAAACCAACGAAAGUCAAGAAAGAAGAGAAAGUCGAAAAAAUAGAAAAGAGUUUUAAAACACCACAACUCCAUUCUUUAUCAAAGACAAUGAAGUCUGACGAAGAAAUGAAAAGUUCGUCGAUUGAAGAAAUGAAUGAAGUCUCGCGCCUCAUGCAACGGAAACAAAUCGAAAACAAAAAGGAACAAAAAUUGGCGAAGUUGACUGGCCGGCAGAAUUCCCUCGAGAAGAUAUCGCCGUUUCUCGUUUCCGACAACGCCGACCAAGCGCGACAGAACGGGAAAAAUGUCAUAAAGAGUGAUUUAUUAAAACAGAAAAUGGGUGAACGGAUAUCGCCCGAUACAAUUGAUAAACGACUCAUGACAAACAAGAAGAAGGAACAAGACAAAAAGAAGAGUCGAAUAUCAAAGUUAUUUGGGAGAGACGAGUCGUUCAUUGCGUUAUCCAAUUUCUUAAUCCCACAGACGAGAUCAUUCUCAACUCCAACGAUCAUUCAUCGUGUUGAAAAAUUGAAGAAACUUGCGGGGGUAUAA
Messenger RNA from Entamoeba invadens IP1, 765 nucleotides. RefSeq lists its product as hypothetical. NCBI's taxonomy places the organism in Eukaryota, Evosea, Mastigamoebida, Endamoebidae. The coding region runs from base 1 to 765 and encodes 254 amino acids. The record is from RefSeq and is a predicted model, not a curated record. The transcript has a single exon.